Molecule: messenger RNA, 2341 nt
Organism: Asparagus officinalis (garden asparagus)
Lineage: Eukaryota; Viridiplantae; Streptophyta; Magnoliopsida; Asparagales; Asparagaceae
Exons: 17
Coding region: 36-1832 (598 amino acids)
Source: RefSeq, a predicted model, not a curated record
GCAUAAUAUCUUUAGUUUUCUCUUUUUGUUGGGGGAUGAUGGAGAGCUGCUGCUGUCCUGUGAAGUUCUCUGCUCUUCACAGUGCGCAGGGGGUUUCUCCAUCAUAUACAUGCAGAAUUAAUUUGAACGCAUUUCAGCAUAAGACUUUAUCACUUCCGUCUCAACAGUUCAUUCAGUUUACACGUAGGCAAUGUCUAUACAACGGAGUCUGGCCUUUUUUAUCAUCAAAAACACAUAGGUGGGCUGUAUAUGCUGAGAGUGGACAAAAAUCUUGGGAUUUCGGUAGAUUUUUUCGGACAUUGUACUUCUUUAACGGGCCACCAAAUCCUGCCAAGAUCAUUGCAUCAAUGCUUGAAAAAGUUUCAAGUUCGGCAUCUAUCGAAUCAGUAGAGAAAAUGGAAACUUCUGAUUUAGUCCUGGUGGCAGGGGCCACUGGAGGUGUCGGCCGAAGAGUUGUUGACAUAUUACGCAAGCAAGGGUUGCCAGUUCGUGCCUUGGUUAGAAACAAACAGAAGGCAAGAACCAUGUUAGGGCCAGAUGUGGACUUGGUUGUUGGAGAUAUUACUAAGGAGGAAACACUAGCUCCUGAAUACUUCAAAGGAGUAAAGAAAGUGAUCAAUGCAGUAUCCGUGAUUGUUGGUCCAAAGGAAGGAGAUACUCCUGACAGGGAGAAGUAUAGCCAAGGGAUCAAAUUCUUUGAACCCGAGAUAAAAGGAGAUUCACCAGAAAAAGUAGAGUAUAUUAGAAUGCGAAUUUUGAUCAAUGUUGUACAGAGUAGAACGGGUCUUCGUGAUGGAAAACUUCUGUUUGGACUCAAAGGUAAUUUAUCUGGAAAACUUUUUUGGGUUGCUCUGGAUGAUGUUGUCAUGGGAGGAGUAAGUGAAAGUACUUUUCAAAUUGAUCCAUCUGGAAGUGAGGACGGUGGACCAACUGGGUUAUUUAAAGGCUGUAUCAACUUUGCAAACAAUGGUGGCUUUACUAGUAUCAGGACAAAGAACUUUUCUAUACCUGAGGACCUUUCAGCCUAUGAUGGUAUUGAAAUGAGGGUCAAAGGUGAUGGUCGUCGCUAUAAGCUCAUUGUGCGCACUAGUAGUGACUGGGAUACUGUUGGAUAUACAGCAAGCUUUGACACUAAGGAUGGGCAAUGGCAGACGAUUAAAAUACCUUUUUCUUCAUUAAGGCCUGUAUUUCGUGCUCGGACCAAGGAUGAUGCUCCGCCCUUUGAUCCAAGCCAUAUUUUUACGUUGCAGCUAAUGUACAGCAAGUUUGAAUAUGAUGGGAAACUCAAUCCAACUUUUGUCGAAGGUGCAUUUCAGCUUCCAUUCUCAAGUAUAAGAGCUUACAUGAAUGAGCCCCUCGCACCCAGGUUUGUACAUGUGAGUUCCGCUGGAGUUACUCGACCUGAUAGGCCUGGCCUAGAUUUGAGCAAACAACCUCCUGCAGUGCGCUUGAACAAGGAGUUAGGCUUUAUCCUCACAUACAAACUGAAGGGGGAGGAUUUGAUAAGGGAAAGUGGUAUUCCUUACACCAUAGUCAGACCUUGUGCGCUGACUGAAGAGCCAGCGGGAGCUGAUCUCAUAUUUGAUCAGGGGGACAAUAUAACGGGGAAAAUAUCAAGGGAAGAGGUUGCACGAAUAUGUAUUGCAGCCCUGGGAAGCCCAUAUGCAUGCAAUAAAACCUUUGAGGUUAAAAGCACCAUUCCAUUUAGUGAACCCUUCACAGUGGACCCUUCGAACCCUCCUCCCGAAAAGGAUUAUGAUGUUUACUUCAAGACCCUAAAAGAAGGAAUAACAGGAAAAGAAGUCUUGGAAGGGAACCCAGUACCAGUUUGAAUUUAUAGUAGCUUCAAUUAUGUUGGUUAUUAAUUAUGUCAUCGAGGCAAUUCUAGCAGUCUUCAUGUGUGAUGUAAAGAUUUGCAUUCUUCCCACAAGGCUCUGUAUAUAAUACAACCAGUAUGUGCGACUUGUGAGCAAUACUUAAGAUGAGCAUGAUCUUCUGCCAAGAGAGAUGCGGACGCGGACAUCCAGGCACAUGCACAGAACUUUCGGCAUGUCUAUCAGCGCAGGAGAUGACGUGCUUCAGUUUUGCAUCGGAUUCCCACUAUGUGGUUUUAGUUGAGAUUGAGUCGAGUCUGUAUUUUCAGUUGUUUAAUUUCUUUUAAUAAGAGUUGUAGUUUAGUUUUGUUUAAUAAGAGCUUUAUUUUAGUCCCACAUCGGAUGUGGAGAGAUAUGGAACAUUUUGUAAGCCUAUUUAAAGGCGGGUUGGUUUGUAAGCAAGGUAAUGAAUUAUUGAUGAAAAAUAUUUGAGUUUCUCCAAAUAAUGAAAAUUCUUUCUUUAAGUA